AUGAUCCCACUACACUAUACAUUAGCAGACCAGGGAUAUGAUGUAUGGCUGGGCAAUGUGCACUCGCGGAAGCACUUGAACCUGACCACUUUAGACCCAGAAUUUUGGAUGUUCAGUUGGCAUCAAAUUGGAGUAUAUGAUCUCCCAACGAUAAUCGAUCGCAUUAUGGAGCAAACAAAGUAGAAAAAGAUCUCAAUUGUAACACAUAUCCAAGGUCGUAACCUGAUUUUUAUGGCUAGCGAACGACAAAGGUAUCAAGAGAACGUUAUCGCUCUUUUUGCUUUAUCCCCAUUAGUCUUCGCAUUUACAACAGGAAAUUCUCUUAUCUAUAUGAUGUGCCUUGCAGCCGACGAACAUUACAACGUAUGCGUCAGAAGGUAAUUUUAAUAUUACUAAUAAUUAUUAUUGAUUACGAAAAUUUUCAGUUUUAUGAUAUUAUUAAUCUCCAAAACAUGUAAUUAAAUGAAACUACUAAUUUUAACAUCAGGCGAAACAAUAAUGAA
Messenger RNA from Frieseomelitta varia, 503 nucleotides. RefSeq names its product lipase 1-like. The transcript is spliced from 3 exons. The record is from RefSeq and is a predicted model, not a curated record. NCBI's taxonomy places the organism in Eukaryota, Metazoa, Arthropoda, Insecta, Hymenoptera, Apidae. Bases 1 to 183 code for a protein of 60 amino acids.